Pecten maximus is the source of this 9050-nucleotide messenger RNA. Its product is annotated as ubiquilin-1-like. Gene Ontology annotation, biological process: ubiquitin-dependent protein catabolic process. Gene Ontology annotation, cellular component: cytosol. The record is from RefSeq and is a predicted model, not a curated record. The coding region runs from base 24 to 1727 and encodes 567 amino acids. The transcript has 15 exons. Lineage: Eukaryota; Metazoa; Mollusca; Bivalvia; Pectinida; Pectinidae. Gene Ontology annotation, molecular function: polyubiquitin modification-dependent protein binding.
AAUUCUUCAAAAUAUAAAUCAAAAUGGCUGAUGACGAUAAGUCCGAUCCCAAGAUGAUGACGAUUUCGGUGAAAACACCGAAAGAAAAACAAGAUAUUGAAAUCAACACAGAUACAUCUGUAAAAGAGUUUCGAGAAAUUGUUGCAAAACAAUUCAGUGCACCCUGUGAACAGCUGUGUUUAAUCUUUGCUGGUAAAAUUCUGAAAGAUGCUGACACAUUGGAGCAACAUGGAAUUAAAGAUGGUCUCACAGUUCACCUCGUCAUCAAAUCAGCAAACAGGUCUCAGCAGCAGGCUGCAGAAAUUAGUGGAGCAGCAAGUCCUUCAGCGCCUUCUCCUGUCGGUGUAACGCCUCCAGCUGCACAGCCAAAUGUUGGGGAGACCCCGUUUGGAGUUGGUGGUCUUGGAGGCUUAGCUGGGCUUGGAAACCUGGGGAUGGGCUCAGCCAACUUUAUGGAGAUGCAGCAGAGGAUGCAGAGAGAGAUGAUGAGUAACCCUGAAAUGCUGCGUAACAUGAUGGACAACCCAUUCGUCCAACAGCUCAUGUCCAACCCAGAUGUGAUGAGACAAAUGAUUACUACCAACCCACAGAUGAGGGAAUUGAUGGAGAGAAAUCCCGAGAUUACACACAUGUUGAACAACCCAGAUUUGAUGCGACAGACAAUGGAACUGGCACGGAACCCUGCCAUGCUACAGGAAUUAAUGAGAUCACAAGACCGUGCUAUGAGUAAUUUAGAGAGUAUUCCCGGUGGUUUUAAUGCUCUACAGAGGAUGUACCACGACAUUCAGGAGCCAAUGAUGAAUGCAGCACAGGAAGGCUUUGGGAGCAGGAAUCCCUUCGCUUCCCUCGUCCCCGGGGAAUCAUCAGGAGCUAAUGCAGAUGGUCAACAAGGCAGAGAAAACACACAACCAUUGCCAAAUCCUUGGGCACCCCAGUCUCCCAGUGCAACAACUACCGCAUCAGGAACCACAGGCACCUCUAACACCACAACGCCCUCUAGGGGAAUGUUUGAGACACCAGGGAUGCAGAGUCUGAUGCAGCAGAUGACUCAGAACCCACAGUUAAUAGAAAACAUGUUACAGGCACCUUACAUGCAGUCCAUGAUGGAGAGUAUGGCUGCCAACCCAGACAUGGCACAACAGAUGCUGAGUGCCCACCCUAUGUUGGCUGGUAAUCCCCAACUCCAGGAGCAGAUGAGACAACACAUGCCAGCCAUGAUGCAACAGAUGCAGAAUCCCGACAUACAGAGGGUGAUGACCAAUCCACGGGCAUUGGAGGCCAUGAUGCAAGUACAGUCAGGCCUUCAGCAGCUACAAAGUGAGGCUCCUGGCCUCUUCCCUCAAUUGAAUCCUUCAAUGGCUCUUGGUGUACCCACUACCUCUGUAACUCCUGGCACGACUGACUCUCCAGGUACCCCCUCUUCACCCUCAGCGGACUCCACCGCCUCCACCACCGCCUCCACCACUACCACUACGACAGCGACGGGGACCACACCCUCCACGGGGACCACACCCGCAGCCAGCCAAGAACAACUCACCAAUCUCAUGUCACACAUGAUGCAGAUGAUGUCACAAGGCAAUAUUAACCAGCCACCUGAACAGAGAUACGCAUCAGAGCUAGAUCAGUUAGCCAUGAUGGGUUUUGUUGAUCGAGAGGCUAACAUUCGAGCGUUACAAGCUACGUUAGGAGAUGUGAAUGCGGCAGUCGAGAGAUUACUGCAACGAUGAUAGUGACUAAAAAUCGGAAAGAGACUUAAGUGAUUUGUGACAGACACAACAUACCUGGUUACUAACAAAGUGGUACCCGGAAUCACCUUGGAAGGAUGGUGGUCUGACCUCUACUACAGCAGUCCCAGGAAUUACUGUUUAACACUUUCAUUAAAUGGUUGGAAUGGCUGAACAAAAUUCAUACAGAAAUAUCAUGGUUAAACCUUGUUGUGGAAUGGGAACUUUGCAACGAUUGUUUGUAGAUGAAGACCUAAUGUUAUGUUUUAGUCUACGAUUGUUUGUAGAUGAAGACCUAAUGUUAUGUUUUAGUCUACGAUUGUUUGUAGAUGAAGACCUAAUGUUAUGUUUUAGUCUACGAUUGUUUCUAGAUGAAGACCUAAUGUUAUGUUAUAGUCUACGAUUGUUUGUAGAUGAAGACCUAAUGUUAUGUUUUAGUCUACGAUUGUUUGUAGAUGAAGACCUUAUGUUAUGUUUUAGUCUACGAUUGUUUGUAGAUGAAGACCUAAUGUUAUGUUUUAGUCUACGAUUAAUUGUAGAUGAAGACCUUAUGUUAUGUUUUAGUCUACGAUUGUUUCUAGAUGAAGACCUAAUGUUAUGUUAUAGUCUACGAUUGUUUGUAGAUGAAGACCUAAUGUUAUGUUUUAGUCUACGAUUGUUUCUAGAUGAAGACCUAAUGUUAUGUUUUAGUCUACGAUUGUUUCUAGAUGAAGACCUAAUGUUAUGUUAUAGUCUACGAUUGUUUGUAGAUGAAGACCUAAUGUUAUGUUUUAGUCUAUGAUUGUUUGUAGAUGAAGACCUAAUGUUAUAGUUUGUUUGGAAUGAUUCCUUGAUAUAUUAUUCACUCCUAGGUCAGCCAUUGCAACCACUUAUUAAAGUAAAUGAAAGAGGUCUACAUUUUCUACCUUGAAAUAACUUCAUUAUUCAUUGUCUUUUUCUUAGCUACGAGAUUCCGUGUUUUAUGAGAACAACAUUUUAUAGAGUUAGAAAUUCUUUAGCAACAAAAGGUGUUCAAAAACUUCUCUUUUUUUUUCAAAAUUAACUUUCAUUAUUCAUUGAAAAUAUUCAUUUGGAGCCUGGUUAAAAGAAAGCUUUCUAGAUACUCUUUUGUUUCUUAAGUGAUAUCUUUGCAAUCUUUCAGAAAAAAUUUCCAUGGUUAUUAACUCCUUGGUGUGGCAUCUGUCCAUCUUCUUCUCAAUAACCAAGAGGCUCAGGUAGUUGAUAUUAGGCCUGUAGCAUGCUGCAGUGAAGGGCUACCAAGUUUGUUCAAAUAGUUAACCUUGACAUACAUUCAAGGUCACAGAGAUCAAAUAGGCAAAAAUCUUUAAACGAUGAUUUCCCAUAUAGCCUGUAGACUCCAAGACCUGAUAUUAGACCAAUAGUGUGCUGGAAUGAAGGACAUUUAUUAACAUGAAUAAAGCUAGCCUUCUCUGAUAUUUGAAUAAAGUGGUAAUCAUACUGUGCAGAAGUGACCUAAUUCAACUGCAAAGUUGCUGUAGAACUAGGUGAGCGAUACAGGCCCAUUGAGCCUCUUGUUUUAUUAAUAGAGUGAAAUAUUGGUACUAAAAGUUAAACCUCUGAAUACUGUACACAUUUGAAAUCUUUCUUUUUCUUUAAAUUCUUUGCUUUUUUUUUUUUUUUUUUGCAAUUUUAGGUAAAAAGACACCAGUGUACACUGACCGUGUCUUUGCCAUAUUCAUAAAAUAAAUAUUGAAUACCACAAAAUCUAACAAAAAAUAGUUCAGCUGACCACACAGAAACAUAGAAGAUAAGCUCAAUACAAAUACCUGUAAUUGGUGUUACACACGGACUGGUAGUAAAUUACCAACCAUUAAGAUAAUGAGUAGGUCGGUGAAUUGUGAGUAUUCAUGUAUUCCAUCUAUUAUUUAUAUAAUUUGAAAUAUUCUGAACACUUUCGUACCUGGUUUCAAAUAAUUUAGAUUUUUUUUGUUGUAUAAACUUUCAAGGGUACCUCGUAUAUACAAAUAUAAGUUAAAUUUGAUUUGUUUAUUUGUUAUUUUAUACCAGCUUUGGAAACGACUCCCAACAACUAUUGUAUAUAUAUAUCCACAGUAUUUUUAGGUUACCUGCCACCUAUUCUAAUCGCCUUUUGUCCGUCGUCCGUCAUGUGUUGUCCGUCCAUAAAAAAAUAUUUACAUUUUCAACUUCUUCUCCAAAACCGCUUAACCAAAUUCAAUGAUAUUUAGAAGGAAGCUUCUACGGCCAAAGGUCAAACAAAAUUGUGAAUAAUAUAGUCCCCACCCCCAGGGGCCUUAGGUGCAGGGUUAAAAAGGGGGAAAUUGACUAAAAUUUCAAAAACCUUCUUCUCAACUCCCAGGUACUGUAGAUUAAGAAUCAAAUACUCUUCACAGAUAAAAAAGGUCUAAAGGUUCUUUAGCAAAAUUGUGAAUUUUAUGACCUUGAUGUCUUACAUUUGCCCUUGGGAAAGGGGUAAACUUUUCUAUAGUUCAUAUGGGGAAGUCUCUAUUUGGCAAUCAUUUGUUUAAUUUUUAUUGGAAUUAAUUCUAACUUUGUUAAUAUUAUCAGCAUGGGAUGACAGCUUGAUGGCAUUCAAAUGUAGGGCCUGACUGACCCCCAGGACUUAUGGGCGGGGCAAAAAAAGGGUCAAAUUAAAGGAAAUAUUUCAAAACUUGGGUGACCGUUAAGGCCCAUGGGCCUCUUGUUCCUAUUUUACAUUUAUUAGUUUGUUUUUUUAAGAAUAGUGUUUUGCUAAUAUUUCUGAUAUAUUGAUGUGAUCAUUCAUCAGAAAACCUUAUUUUCAACUUAUUAAAACUGAAGACAAUCACAGUUACCUGUGGACAGUCAGGUGUUAUGUGUGAUAACAGUCGGCUGUUAUGUGUGAUAACAGUCAGUGUUAUGUGUGGUAACAGUCGGGUGUUACGUUCGAUAACAGUCGGGUGUUAUGUGUGAUAACAGUCAGUGUUAUGUGUGAUAACAGUCGGGUGUUACGUUCGAUAACAGUCAGGUGUUAUGUGUGAUAACAGUCGGGUGUUACGUUCGAUAACAGUCGGUUGUUAUGUGUGAUAACAGUCAAUGUUAUGUGUGAUAACAGUCGGUUGUUAUGUGUGAUAACAGUCAGUUGUUAUUUGAGAUAACAGUCGGGUGUUACACCUGAUAACAGUCGGUUGUUACGUGUGAUAACAGUCGGUUGUUACGUGUGAUAACGGUCGGUUGUUACGUGUGAUAACAGUCGGGUGUUAUGUGUGAUAACAGUCGGUUGUUACGUAUGAUAACAGUCGGGUGUUAUGUGUGAUAACAGUCGGGUGUUAUGUGUGAUAACAGUCGGUUGUUAUGUGUGAUAACAGUCGGGUGUUAUGUGUGAUAACAGUCGGUUGUUACGUAUGAUAACAGUCGGUUGUUAUGUGUGAUAACAGUCGGUUGUUACGUAUGAUAACAGUCGGGUGUUAUGUGUGAUAACAGUCGGUUGUUACGUGUGAUAACAGUCAGUUGUUACGUGUGAUAACAGUCGGUUGUUACGUGUGAUAACAGUCGAUUGUUACGUGCGAUGAUAACAGUCAGGUGUUACUUGUGAUAAUUAGCAUGUCCUGUUGUGAACACAUGUACUUAAUUUAUAAUCACAAUUUCACUAUAGCCUGGAAAACCACACAGAUGAAAGUACACUACAAACUUGGGUUGUGAUUUUGUCCUCCACAGGCUGGUGUAUAAUUCUGGUAUUCGUAUGAAAUAUAUAUCUCGACUUCUCAAGAUUAGAUUCUAUUGUAUAUUUUUGUCCAAUUUGUAAAUAUCCUGUAAGACAAGUGAUAUCAGGUAGAGGGAGAGGUCUUAUAUAGCACACAAAAGCUUGUUGCUCAAUGCCAAUUUAAUUUGUUUAUUCAAUGAAAUCUGUGUGAAAUGAAAUUUCUCAAAAGGUCCUACCUGUAUUUGAAUCUGGCAUCCUUCUGUAACAAAGAAGAUUGACAAGUUUGUCAUUGGUUUUGGCACAUUUAAUGGACAAUAUAUUAACUGCAGGAAUUGAUGCAGUAAGUGAUUUGUUACAAAAUGAAUCGGACUCUCAUAUUAACACUUCAUGAUAGUGAAUUUAAUUCCAUCAAUUGAAUUUAAAAUUUUAUAAGGGGACAGCUGAUGUAGGAUCUGUUGCCAUAGUUGAUAACACUUAAGGAAUAUGGUGGUGUCACUGUAUCCUAACCAGUGUACCAAUAGAAAUCCAGAUGGAAGCAUUUCUUUGUGCAAGUGCUAUGGUAUCACAUUGCAGAAUGUUUUAGGUUUAAUAUAUUAAAGAAACUUUAAUAGCAUAUUUUGUUCAGAAACCUCUGGAAGUUUUGGUGUUUGGUAAAUAAGAACAGAAUUUAGAAAAAGCCAUUAAUUUUCCUCUUGUGAUGUUACAUUUCUGGGGUAGUGGGUUGUAGUUUUCUCCUGGAGACUUGUUCACACUCUGGAUAAGUCGUCCGGUAUUUUCUCUCAUCCUGUACAUCUUCAGAAAUUCUUUAAGAUCGAUUCAUUCGUUGGAAAAGUGGUGGUGUAUUUUUUUCUAUUUUUAAAAUUAUUUUUUUUAGCUCAAGUUUUUAAUUGUAAUGUAAAUCAGACAGCAUGUAUAUAGAAUUCAGUCACUUUUUGUGUGGAAAAUAAUUUACAUAUUUCCAUACUGCUCCACUCCACAUUUUUGUGCCUGCUACCAGUAGUGACAUUUCAGUUACAGGAACAAUUAUAAUAUAUUAAAGUUGCUAAUUAAAAGAAAUAAAACAUGAUAUCUUCAACCUUUCUCUGCUUUGCAUUUGUGAAUACAAAGUGUAUGUCACAAACUUGCAUGUAUUUUUAAACCCACCAAAAUUUGGCAAAGUAUUAUGGUAUGGCAUUGUCCCACCAUCCAUCAUCUGUAUCUAAGACUAAACUAGGUAGGCAUUCUAAUCAUAGUAAGUAUAUGUCCGUAGUCCUUGGUGGCAUUUUGACAAUUUGAAAAAAAAAAAAAAAAAAAUUACACCCUUUGUUUAGCUUAGCACUUUGACAUUUCCGGAUCUGUCAGUUUCAGACCGAUCUUUAACUUGUAUCGCUUUAUAAUCAUACUAUGUAGUUAUUUUCCAGAGAAACAAUUCCCUUGAACGAUUUUAAAAAGAGUUAUUGCCCUUUGUUGAAACUUCAGGGGUUGGGGAGGGAGUGGAUUUGUUACAAUGACAAUACUGGUUGUAAUAGUUUCUUAGAAGUAUUGAAGUGUUUUGAUUGAACAAUUCUUCUUACAUUUCCAUAUCUUACCAGUUUAAAUUUUGAUUAAAGGAUAAUAAUGUCACUUAUAGUAUUUGGUGAGUCACUAUGGUAUUUUGUGAGUCACUAUGGUAUUUUGUGAGUUACCAUGGUAAUUUUGUGAGUCACUAUGGUAUUUGGUGAGUCACUAUGGUAUUUGAUGAAUUACUAUGGUAUUUUGUGAGUUACCAUGGUAUUUUGUGAGUCACUAUGGUAUUUGGUGAGUCACUAUGGUAUUUGACAAAUUACUAUGGUGUUUGGUAAGUCACUAUGGUAUUUGGUGAGUCACUAUGGUAGUUGAUGAAUUACUAUGGUAUUUGGUGAGUCACUAUGGUAGUUGAUGAAUUACUAUGGUAUUUGACGAAUUACUAUAGUAUUUGGUGAGUCACUAUGGUAUUUGGUGAGUCACUAUGUGGUGGGCACAUACUGUUCUGUCCCAAGGUACUCAUCUUUAUGUUGUGUUAAAUUUGUUUGUAACUGAUACUUGUGUUCAUUUAUAUCUGUUCCUGUAAUACUAGUAGUUCUCUUGAUAAAGUCUUUCUGUUUGGAGUUCACUGAACAGUACAAAGAAAGCAUAUCUCUUGGGUUGGGACUUACUGUGUCCUCUUGGUCAUGUUUUCUCAUUUGAAAUGUGUAGAAUGUGCCAGGUACAAACCAAGGUGUUUCUGUGGUGCAGACUUUUAAGACAUGAUAAGGGUAUGCAGUCAUUUUGAGAAAUUGUAGAGUGUAUGAAGGAUUAAAAGAUGUGCCAUGGAGUUGUUAAUGCCAUGAUUGUGAAUUACUGUGUAGACAUGAUGAUGGCUUUACAAACUGUACAGUAAUCAGGUCAUUUUAUUUUUUAACUACUCCACACGUUUGUUUUCGUAGUGACAAUAUUUUGUAAUCAGUACUGCAGAAAAUAUUAUUUGCUUUUGAAUUAGUGAAGGAAAAAAUCAUGCCGAAUUUUCAUAAAACUAAAUCAAAUUUAUUUUGAAUCAUUUCUCCUCCAAGUGUGAUGGUUUAUUUUUUGAUAUUAUCUGCAUAUCUUAUAGAAAUUGAGUAAGUGUGCCAAUCACUCAACCCCAGGACAUCAUUAAUGAAAGACAGCCAUAUACAAAUUGAUGCGAUAUUUUUAUAUUUGUUUGCUUGAACAUUGUGUUAAGAUUUUCCAUGUUAGACUUGAAAUCCUAAAAUCAGUCAGUGUAGACAGGUCUACUUCAUUUUAAUACCUUGCCUUCUAGUUUUUAAAAUCUUGUUCAGAAUUGAUUUUUCCCCUCAUUCAGUAAAUUAUGUCCGAACCAUAAAGCAUGUCCAGUGUAUGGAGUUAUUAUUGAAAGUGAAGGGAAAGUCAAAUGACUUGACACAUUUCUAUCACAGACUAUUGGUUUGUGUACAGAUUAAUACAGAUUUUUCCGGCUCAAUGACUUUUCUUGUGGCACAUCUCGUACACAGCAUCAGAAAUAAGUUUUAAUGUGGGCCAGUAGGUACAGAAAAACUAAUAUCUACUUUAUCUACAGGGCAUUACCUGUACCUAUCUGACAAUUUAUUCCUGGUAAUGAGUCUACACAUCUGUGCUGCAUUACGAUAUAAAUGCCAACAAGUACUAUAAUUCCAUGUCCUUGUAGUAAUGAGUCCACACAUCUGUGCUGCAUUACGAUAUAAAUGCCAACAAGUACUAUAAUUCCAUGUCCUUGUAGUAAGCCCACCUCCAGCUUUGAGUCAAGGUGUUGGCUCGUUACCAGUACAGUAUGGACAUUACUUUAAGUAAGAUAUAAAACUAUCUCAUUUAAAAGUGCUGCUUUGUGUAAAACAGUUGUUUAUUUUAAAUAUUGAACUUUAAGUAGAAAAUUUAUGAUAUUUUUGUUUGUUUGAAAGCUCAGUGUUAAUCAGUUCAGGUUUCCAGAGAACUUACUGGGAGAUACAGUCUAACUAUAUUCUAUAAGUCAUUUAAUCUUGUGUAUUUAAGAAUCGCCUUGUAAAUCAACCAGUUGACAACUUUCUCUACUUGUUGACUCCGUAAUUUGUCAUCCAUGGUUUUCAUCUUUGUAACCUUGGUCAGCUUAUUCUAGAAAUUCAAUGCAUGUUUUGUUAUACAUGUGACAGUGAUGAUAAAUCAACACAUCGUAAAUA